Molecule: messenger RNA, 960 nt
Organism: Alternaria ethzedia
Lineage: Eukaryota; Fungi; Ascomycota; Dothideomycetes; Pleosporales; Pleosporaceae
Exons: 2
Coding region: 1-960 (319 amino acids)
Source: RefSeq, a predicted model, not a curated record
AUGCUUCACCACCAGCCCCAGAUUCUCUCCCCUCUUCCUGAGAUGAACUCUCAGUCUCCUGACCCUUCCAGCCUCCGCGCUAGGAAGAUGUCAGCCGGUGGUAACAGGUCUUGGUCCGAAGAAGAGGAGAACUACCUUCUUCAGACCCGCAUGCAAAAGAUGCCUUACAAGCACAUUGCUGCUCACCUCAAGAAGACCGAGCUUGCAUGCCGCCUGCACUACCACCAGCUCUCGCACGGUAGCCACCGCCGCAAGCGCAACAACUCGGUCUCUUCCAACGCCUCUUGCAGCUCUUCCGGUACUGCUCCGGUCUACUCCAUGACCAUGGAUCAGGAUGCCUACUCUCAAUCUUCCCGCCAUAGCUCUCCCAUGAGCUACACUGGCAGUCCCCAUGUCCGCGCCAAUUCCAUCACCACCUCUCCCGGCCGCUCCCAGCACAAGAUCCUCCUUCCCAAGCCCCGCACCCUUACUCCCCGUGGAUCUCCGGAGCCUUACAACGGUCUCCGUAUCAACACCGAAGUGGCCCACCAGCCCAAGAUUGUUGACACUGAUCGUCUCCGCUCCAUCUACGAGGCCCGCCGCCAACAGUUCUGGGCUACCGUCGCUGCCGACUACGGUGCGGAUGUUUCCCCCGCCCAGCUCGAGGAGAUCUGGCGCAACGGUUCCAACGCUGUUCGCCCUCCUACUCCGGACGCCUCGCCCGAUGGUAGCAUCAUGCACAACCCCAUGUUCAAGCCCUCUCCCUUCCCGAGCUACAUCUCGCCUGCCCACAGCGAGCCAGCCAAGCACUACAGCCCGAUGAACCCCAUGAACAUUAGCGCCGUUUCAGCCCCAGAGCGCAUGCCUUACGUUCUGCCCAUGCCUGUUCCUUCCUCUGGCCGCCCAAGGGCUGGUACGUGGAGCUCCGCGCCCAGGGACAACAUGCCCAUCGCCAGCCUCCUCAACGACGAUAGGAAAUAA